UAUUUACAACAAACACGUUCAAACAAAUUGACGACGGCGAUAAGAUAAUUAUCAGGCUGGUGUGAACAGCGGCACAGAAACAUUUAAUAUUAAUAACACGAAAUGUUAAAUUAACAACUUGCAAUGUAUGUUUAGUUUAUUUUUUUAGUUCAGAUCAUUAACUAAAAUAAAAUGGCUUGUGCCAUUGAAGUACAACAUAGUGGACCAUUUACACCAGGAAGUACAAUAACUGGAAAACUUUUAUGUUUUUUUAAGAAAGCCGAAUAUAUUAAAGGAAUAAAAUGUUAUUUGAGCGGUGAAGAAUUUACUCAAUUUAAUGUGGCCUCACAUAGAAAUUUCCAUGGAGUUAAAACUUUUUUAAGACGAGAAAUUGAAAUAAUGCAACCAUGUACACUCCAAUCUGGAUCAUACAAAUAUCCAUUUUCAUUCGAAUUGCCUGUUAGGAUUCCAUCAAGUUUUGAACAUGAAAAGGGAAAAGUUCUAUACGAAAUAACUGCAGAAGUUUAUAGAGGAGAAGAACGAGUUUAUCGCUGCACUCAUAUGAUACAAGUGUCAGUAACGGUAAACUUAAAAGACAUGGUGCACGAAAUUACGAUGGCACCAGUUACUUAUCCAUUAGAAGAAAUACUACGAUCACACUGUUGCUGUUAUAGUGCACAUGUUUUUUUGGCUCUGAGUUUGGAAAAAGACGCUUUUUUAGUUGGAGAAGACAUUAAAAUUAAAUUAAAUGUUAAUAAUGCAGCAGAUGUUAAUAUAAGUGAGGUGGUUCUAAAACUGGAGUCGCAUACAGAAGUCACUGCUACUGAACCACAAAGAAGAAAAUUUGUAGCUGUAGAUGACAUAUGUACAAAAAGUGAAAGUGGAGUGGAGGGGCGUUCGCAAAAAUUGUAUACCUUAGGUCUUAAAAUUCCGGCGGAUUUAAACCUUCCUUUUUUAAAGCAAUGUAAAUUAAUAAGACAGUGGUACACUAUAACGGCAGUUAUUAAAUUUAACGAUUGUUAUGACCAAGUCAGACUACCAGGUUAUGUACAACUAUACCAUGUUUCCAUUGACGCACCCAGACCCCUCGGUUUACCGCACCCAGCUGAGGAAGACAUAAGACCUAAAUUAAAUACUUCAAGAAACGUUAUUCCAGUAGAAAGUGACCCUUCGGCAAAUCGUCCACCAUAUCCUCUUGGUGAUUCCUAUUUUCCAUCACCUCAUCGUAAUUACAUGAUACCUCCAAAACCAGACGUACACCUUCCAGCUAGUUAUAUCAUUCGACCUAGUGCCCCGCCUUCAUUGCCAUCAGCGCCUUCUGCUCUGUCUCCCAGAAGAUCUCCGAGAAAUUCUCCUCCACCGGCAGAAACGGAAGCAUUGAUACUGCGAAAUGAUAUAGAACAGCCACCAACUUAUUAUGAAGCUAUACAUAGUAUAAACAGUUCUAAUGAAUAAAAUUAGUGAAAAAAAAAAUCGUAUUAUGAAAUACAGUUUUUGGAUGAUACAAACACGGAAGAUGAAAAAAUGGAAGAACAGUUUAAUGGUUCGAAAUGAUACAAAAAACUAGUAUGAUGUUAAUACAUCUAUAAUAUAAAAUAGUAUUCAAUCUACCUCUCUUUACUGCUAUUUUCUGUUAUAUAUGUUUCCUAAAGAUAUAAUUAAAUUUUAUUAAAUGGCUUACCAACUU
Psylliodes chrysocephalus is the source of this 1666-nucleotide messenger RNA. The record is from the annotation of a GenBank genome assembly. NCBI's taxonomy places the organism in Eukaryota, Metazoa, Arthropoda, Insecta, Coleoptera, Chrysomelidae.